Messenger RNA from Syzygium oleosum, 3021 nucleotides. Its product is annotated as peroxisome biogenesis protein 12. Gene Ontology annotation, cellular component: peroxisomal membrane; peroxisomal importomer complex. The coding region runs from base 1146 to 2150 and encodes 334 amino acids. Lineage: Eukaryota; Viridiplantae; Streptophyta; Magnoliopsida; Myrtales; Myrtaceae. The transcript is spliced from 11 exons. The record is from RefSeq and is a predicted model, not a curated record. Gene Ontology annotation, molecular function: ubiquitin-protein transferase activity; protein binding; zinc ion binding. Gene Ontology annotation, biological process: protein monoubiquitination; protein import into peroxisome matrix.
AGAUCAGCUCGAUUCACUAUCUCGGGAAAUCGAUUUUGAGUUAAAAAGCUAAACCGUGCCGAGGGAUUAAGCCCCGACAAGUGGAGUGGCGUGGUGGCAACAGUUCACCUCUCAUGAGAGGAGUAGGAUUCGACUUCUCAAAAUUGGGACCAGAGGCUUGAUGGUUCCGUGAUCUUGUAACUUUAGAAAGGUAGAUCGCGAAAAACUUGAAUCCCUGCACGUACAGGGACAAGUAUCGAGUUUUGAACGAGGACCUUUCUACAAUUAGGUGAUAUUCAGAUGGUGAACGGUUCGGUUUCGCAGCGGCUCUCGACCCAAUCUCACUUUGCGGGCAAGAAUCGCAAGAUGACCCGUAACCCAUGCGGGGUCGCCGACUAGACUCGCGCGAAGUGUGCCGACAAAUCGAAAAGGGUGGGAAAAUUUCGGGUUAAUCUCCUAAGCUUUGGGAGGAAUAGCUUAGCCGUCUUAACAGAACUUGCACUUUCAUUGCUCUUUAUAAAAGGCUUUGUGCAAACCAAAGGGGUAAACUUUAGGUGGGAAUUUCAUUUGGGAAGUUUGAGGUUCCAAAGGCUUCUUCACCCACAAAGGUUAAAGACAAAGUGGGAUUUCCUUUUCCCAAGGAAACAUCUGCCGCUCGUGUACUUCUUGGCUUCGUGAAGAUGGUCGGUGAAGAUCGGUGCUUCUGCUGGGAAGAGCGUUGGAAAGUUCGUAGCUUUUAGGGUGAGAUGAGGGGGACAAGAAGAGCUCGAAGAAGAUCAUUUGCUUCGUUAUCUCUCAGCUCUACUCUGCCGUGAAAGAGAGCUGUACAUAAUUUGCAAGCCGACGGCGGAGGAACCCUCGAAUCAAAGCACACGAAGAAGAAGAAGAACAAGAACAAGAAGGAGAGAUGCUGUUCCAGGUGGGUGGGCAGGGGACGCGUCCCACCUUCUUCGAGAUGGCGGCUGCCCAGCAACUCCCGGCCAGCCUCCGCGCCGCUCUCACCUACUCCAUCGGCAAUUUUCAAUGGCGAAGGGCGGCCAUGAGAUUGUCCCGUGGUUUUCUUGCUCUUUCGUUUACGUGGUUUGAGUGUUAUUUAGGUACUUGCCUUAAGAAGACCUUUCCUUCACAAAGUGUUGGACUAUGAAGAUGAGUUCUUUGCACUGCUGAUGCUGGUUCUCGAAAGUCAUAGCUUGCGAACUACAGAUGCUUCAUUUUCCGAAUCUUUAUACGGGCUACGAAGGAGAGCAGUGAAGAUAAAAGCACAGAAGGAUGAUGCUCUUUUGAACUCAGGAGAUAGAUUGCAUCAUUCUGGGUUAGAAAAGCGCCAGAAAGUCCUAUCUGUUGCAUUUCUGGUGGUCUUGCCAUACUUUAAAUCAAAAUUGCAUUCCAUAUACAACAAAGAAAGGGAAGCCAGACUUCAAGCAAGUUUAUGGGGUCAUGGAGAAGAUAGUUUGGAUAAUUUGGACUACAUCACUGGAGGAGAGGAUGUCGUCGUCUCAACAGGAACUUCGAAUGCAGAUCGAUCAAUCAGAAUACACUUGAUGAAGAGGAUUCAGAAAAUAGUAGGUGCUUGCUACCCAUGGAUACACGCUAGCUGUGAAGGAUUGUCGUUCGCCUAUCAAAUGUUGUAUCUAUUGGAUGCCACUGGCUUCUAUUCUCAUGGCUUGCAUGCACUUAAUAUUCAAGUUUGUCGAGCUACUGGGCAAGAGCUGAUGGAUACUUCAUCAAGAAUUUCGAAGAUACGAAAUCAAGAACGCGAGAGACUUCGUGGUCCUCCGUGGUUGAAGGCAGUGCAAGGUGCCUUGCUCUCCUGUACGUAUACGGUGCUUGACUAUGCACAGACUGGAUUAAUUGCGGCUGUCUUCUUCUUUAAGAUGAUGGAGUGGUGGUACCAAUCUGCUGAGGAGAGAAUGUCAGCUCCAACUGUGUACCCUCCACCACCACCACCUCCACCUCCAAAGGUUGCAAAAGAAGGGAUUCCACUGCCACCAGACAAAACAUUAUGCCCUUUGUGCUCCCAGAAGCGUGCAAAUCCAUCUGCAGUUACUGUCUCAGGGUUUGUCUUCUGCUAUGCAUGCAUUUUCAAGUAUGUUUCACAGUAUAAGCGCUGUCCAGUCACAUUGAUGCCUGCAACAGUUGACCACAUAAGGCGGCUCUUCCAUGACAUGUAGGAUACUCAUGCUCUGGAGAUGAUCAUUUUUCUGAACAUGGCCAGAAACCAUGGUCGAAUGAAAGAAACAAUAUGCUGCCAUUGAACCAAAGACCGCCAUUGUGGUGUUUGGAGCAAAGGUGUGGUCUGACUGUGUUUGAUUACCUGAUCUCUGUCAGCCCAUGAGCUGUGACUGAGAUAUAUGUCAAGCUUUCUUUCACAUCUCGUGACUUCAUUACAUACCCACACCAUGGUGAGUACGAGCGUAAGUAUCUUUCGGCAUUACUCAAGCCCAGUCACUUGCCUCACAUGUUCUUUCCUUGGCUAAAAUAGAAAAAGUGAUGCGACCAUAGUUUGUACACAUCUUUGAGUUUGUCUCAUGUCUUAGACGAUAUCAACAUUGUUCAUUUUUAGAUUAAUAAAGGCAUCAAUGCUCGAGGGCUUGUCCUGUGAAAACACAUUCUUUUUAUUAACCAUGAAGAUGAAAAUGACGCACUCUCCUUCACUCUUUUGGACUGCCUAUGAAGUCAUCACUUUCAAGAUAUGUUGUUCUAUUUUUCUGAACUUCUGUAUUGCACAUCACUAUCCAGGCUGAGUUGUGAGUUGGCUUAUAGAAUUGGGACAUCCUAGUGGAACUACGGAAGUUUCUCUCUGGGUCUCUGGGCUUUUCAAUGAAAUUGUUCGUCUACACCUCGGUAGGCUGAGUAAUUGAGUCGAUGUUGAAUUGUUAGAAAGAAGCCGAAAGGGGAUUCAGAAGGAGAAAUCAGGUUGUUAAAGGCGAACUCAGAAAAGGGAAUGAUGCCGCUCGCUAGAAUGUCCAAACAUUGCUGAAUUUGACUUUUGUUUCGAUCUCGAGUUCACUCCAUAUGGUUCAUGUUCAUGUUCCUGAUCCA